Molecule: messenger RNA, 1951 nt
Organism: Vicia villosa (hairy vetch)
Lineage: Eukaryota; Viridiplantae; Streptophyta; Magnoliopsida; Fabales; Fabaceae
Product: cytochrome P450 82A1-like
Exons: 2
Coding region: 47-1735 (562 amino acids)
Biological process (GO): defense response to other organism
Molecular function (GO): oxidoreductase activity, acting on paired donors, with incorporation or reduction of molecular oxygen; iron ion binding; heme binding
Source: RefSeq, a predicted model, not a curated record
UUUGUAGUAACCUCAUUCUCAAACAUCACCUCUUAUAAAAGCAAGCAUGGUUCUUUCAACACUACAAUCAAUCUUAUCAAUUUCCGACCUCAACCAAUCCAACCCCAAAAAUAUGGAUUUUGUCCUAAACUAUCUUGACACCACUACCAUAGCAUUCAUUUCUCUAAUUUCCCUCCUUUUCUUUCUAUUUCGUUUUUCCAAAGUUUCUCAUACAAAAGAGCCUCCUAUAAUUUCAGGGUCAUGGCCUUUACUAGGUCACCUUCCUCUAAUGAGAAAAACACAAACACCCCACAAAACCUUAGGUUCCUUAGUUGAUAAAUAUGGACCUAUAUUCACAAUCAAGCUUGGUGCUACAAAUGCAUUGGUACUAAGCAAUUGGGAAUUAGCCAAAGAAUGUUUCACCAAAAACGACAUUGUCGUUUCGUCGCGUCCCAAGCCCGUCGCUGUUGAGCUUAUGUCGUAUAAUCAAGCUUUCAUUGGUUGGGCACCAUAUGGUGCAUAUUGGCGUCAAUUAAGAAAAAUUGUUACAUUAGAGAUUUUAUCUAAUCGAAGAGUUGAACUACUGAGUCACAUUCGUGUAUCUGAAGUUCAAACAUCGAUUAAAGAGCUUGUUAAUAUUUGGUCAAAUCAAGUGUCACAGCAAUCCAUAUUGCUCGAUGACAUUAAGUCGUCUAGUACUAACGACUAUGUGUCGGUCGAGUUGAAGAAAUGGUUUGCACAAUUGACAUUAAACAUGGUACUAAGAAUGGUUGUUGGGAAGAGAUGUUUUGGUGAUGUGGAUGAGGCAAACAAGGAAGAAGCUAAGAGAUUUUUAGAAAAUAUAAGAGAUUUUAUGCGUUUGAUUGGAACAUUUACAGUGGGAGAUGGUGUACCAUUUUUAAAGUGGCUGGAUUUAGGAGGUCAUGAAAAGCAAAUGAAAAAAUGUGCAAAGAAAUUUGAUGAAAUGUUGAAUGAGUGGUUGGAAGAACAUCGUGUAAAGAAGGGUUUAGAUAGUGAUGAUAAGGUGGUGGGGGAAAGAGAUUUCAUGGAUGCAAUGCUUUUGGUGCUUAAAGACAAACCAAUUGAGGAGUUUGACGUAGAUACCAUAAUCAAAGCCACAACAUUGGAGUUGAUUCUAGGAGGAAGUGACACAACCGCAGGAACACUUACAUGGGCAAUGUGUCUUCUAUUAAAACAUCCUCAUGUCUUAGAAAAAGCAAAAGAAGAACUUAACACACACAUUGGUAAAGAAAGAUGUGUAAGUGAAUUAGAUAUCAAUAAAUUAGUAUAUCUUCACGCUAUAAUCAAAGAAACACUAAGAUUAUAUCCACCAGCGCCAUUUUCAUCACCUCGCGAAUUCACCGAAGAUUGCACAAUAGGCGGAUAUCAUAUCAAAAAGGGAACUCGAUUGAUGCCGAAUUUAUGGAAAAUUCAUAGAGAUCCUAGUGUUUGGCCAGAUCCAUUAGAGUUCAAACCCGAAAGGUUUCUAACUUCUCACAAAGAUGUUGAUGUUAGGGGUCAAAAUUUUGAGUUGUUGCCAUUUGGAAGUGGGAGAAGAAUGUGUGCUGGAAUGUCCCUUGGUUUGCAUAUGGUUCAUUAUAUUCUUGCCAAUUUCUUGCAUUCUUUUGACAUCUUGAAUCCAUCUCCUGAGUCAAUUGAUUCGACUGAAGUUCUUGAAUUUGUCAGCACUAAAGCUACUCCACUUGAGGUUUUGGUUAAACCUUGUUUGUCUUUCAAAUGUUAUGAAACUAUGUGAUUUUAAUUGUAGUCAAUUUUGUCAUUUUCAUUGUUUUCUAUGUGAUGUUACAACUUGUUAGUUAGUGAUGACUAACUAGAGUUAUUUUCUCAAUAAAUUUGAAGUGAGUUGUGUUCUAUAGCACAAGAGCAUUUUAUUUAUAAGCUAAUACUUGUAUUAAUUUCAAUACAUUAUGAAUAAUAGUUAUUUUCUUUAUCACAUCAAGAGAAUUAAUAA